AUGUCUAUAGCAAUCACCCGCAUUGGGCCUGCUAUCAUGCCUAUAUUUGCUGGAACCGGAAGUGCCACUCCAGGAGAAUGGGAACAGGAAAGGACGGCCCUCUAUGCGGUUGUGAAACAAGUCACGGAGAUAGCAGCCCGACUCGAUCGAGAGAUCAGUCGCAUGAUAUAUACAGAGCUCAAAGCUGCCCACGGCGAGGUUGAAGAAACCCUGGAUACCAUGGCUACUGCCGCGGAGCCCCAAGCUUCGAAUGCAGAAGUAUCAGCCACUCCAGCCAAGACAGCGCCUUUAUUGAGCGAAUCAGAUCGUGCAACAUCAUUUAUUCCUUCACCCGGCUCCUCGAAGAAGACGCAGCGCAAUGUGUCAUCGAACUCAGCUUUACGAACCCCUGCCACUCAAGGCAGAGUCUCGAACUCAACAGCGACGGCAGGCUUGGGAGGCAUGGAACUUGAUAACAACAUCAUGCGGCUGCUAAGCAAAGAGGUGGAGGAUAUGGUCAUUGAGAAGAAUAUCAAACGCCAUCCCAUGCUCGCAAGGAUAUGGAAUGAAGCCGUCGGUGCAGGCCGCAUUGCAUUUGAAAGGGAGAGAGAAGCCAAGUUAUUUGGUGCACAGCAGGCCCAUCAACCGGUAUCGCAAUCUCAGACUACCACGGCCGUGGAUAUAUCCCAACAAUUACAUCCGUUCCCGAAUAGCAGAACAUCUGACAAUGAUAGCGCUUGGAAGUCAAGUUACAUGCAGAGAAGAGCAAGAAGCGAAGAGCACUCGGCUUCCCCUCCACCAAAUCUCUCAAAGCCAGCAUUAGGGCCAAUAUCCGGUAUCACAAACACUCCCCCACCCUCAGCUUUACGCAAUCUCUCGCGUCAAGGUUCUGAUGUCGAGCGCCUCAGUCAUACACGAUGGUCAUCUGCAUCGUCGUCGUAUAGCGGACUUCCUCGUACUGGAUCGGAUUUGGCAAAGCGAGUGGAUGCAGAAAGAGCGAGAUUGCUGCGGGAACUAGCGUCUGACCAGCUAGCUUCCUCACCCGGACCAGACCUGAAUCUCACUGGUCGACCGAAUGGUCUAUUACAGCAACACCACCAUCAUAGACUUAGUGCGGGAGACCCUUUUCCUGUCCUCCCCAAGGCGUUAGAAACCCCUUCACCUGAGAGCUCACGAUCUGAUCUAGAUCCUAUCGUAGGAGCUAUUAGGAGUCGAUCCAUGUCUUUG
Messenger RNA from Acaulospora colombiana, 1206 nucleotides. The record is from the annotation of a GenBank genome assembly. NCBI's taxonomy places the organism in Eukaryota, Fungi, Glomeromycota, Glomeromycetes, Diversisporales, Acaulosporaceae.